This is a messenger RNA of Sorex fumeus (smoky shrew), 2520 nucleotides long. It is a transcript of the gene ANXA11, whose product is annotated as annexin A11. Gene Ontology annotation, biological process: phagocytosis; cytokinetic process. Gene Ontology annotation, molecular function: calcium ion binding; calcium-dependent phospholipid binding. The record is from RefSeq and is a predicted model, not a curated record. Lineage: Eukaryota; Metazoa; Chordata; Mammalia; Eulipotyphla; Soricidae. Gene Ontology annotation, cellular component: cytoplasm. The transcript has 15 exons. The coding region runs from base 45 to 1535 and encodes 496 amino acids.
UGUGUCCCCCGAGCUCCGCCGACCCCGCCGCUGCAGACUCAGCCAUGAGCUACCCCGGCUACCCGCCACCCGCAGGAGGCUACCCGCCCGCUGCUCCAGGUGGCGCCUGGGGAGGGGCGGCCUACCCACCGUCCACCAUGCCUCCCAUCGGUCUGGACAACGUGGCCAACUACUCGGGGCAGUUCAACCAGGACUACCUCUCGGGGAUGGCCAACAACAUGGCGGGGACCUUCGGAGGCGCCAACGUCCCUAACCUGUACCCGCCAGCCCCUGGGGGCGGUUACCCGCCCAUCCCCCCUGGGGGAUUUGGGCAGCCCCCUCCUGCCCAGCAGCCCGUCCCUCCAUUCGGCAUGUACCCGCCCCCUGGGGGGAACCCGCCUUCUGCCAUGCCUGCAUACCCGCCCUAUCCAGGGGCCCCGGUGCCUGGACAGCAGCCUCCGGGAGCCUAUCCCGGCCAGGUGCCAACAGCUUACCCUGGGCAGACCCCCGUGCCACCUCCCAGCCAGCAGCAGCCUGUGCCAAGCUACCCAGGAUACCAGGCAUCUGGGCCCGUCACCCCUGCCGUGCCCCCUGCCCAGUUUGGAAACCGAGGGACCAUCAUGGAUGCUUCUGGCUUUGACGCUAUGCGGGAUGCUGAGGUCCUUCGCAAGGCCAUGAAAGGCUUUGGAACUGACGAGCAGGCCAUUAUCGACUGCCUGGGCAGCCGCUCCAACAAGCAGCGCCAGCAGAUUCUUCUGUCCUUCAAGACGGCCUACGGGAAGGAUCUGAUCAAAGACCUGAAGUCUGAGCUGUCAGGGAACUUUGAGAAGACCAUCUUGGCUCUAAUGAAAACCCCCAUCCUUUUUGAUGUCUACGAGAUAAAGGAGGCCAUCAAGGGGGCCGGCACGGAUGAGGCCUGCCUGAUUGAGAUCCUCGCCUCCCGCGGCAACGACCACAUCCGAGACCUGAACGUGGCCUACAGGGCAGAGUUCCACAAGACCCUCGAGGAGGCCAUCCGCAGCGAGACGUCCGGCCACUUCCAGCGGCUGCUCAUCUCCCUGGCACAGGGAAACCGAGACGAGAGCACCAACGUGGACAUGUCACUCGUCCAGAGAGAUGUCCAGGAGCUGUACGCGGCCGGGGAGAACCGCCUGGGCACAGACGAGUCCAAGUUCAACGCGAUCCUGUGCGCCAGGAGCCGGGCCCACCUGGUGGCAGUCUUCAAUGAGUACCAGCGGAUGACCGGCCGGGACAUCGAGAAGAGCAUCUGCCGGGAGAUGUCCGGGGACCUGGAGCACGGCAUGCUGGCCGUGGUGAAGUGUCUCAAGAACACACCGGCCUUCUUUGCUGAGAGACUCAACAAGGCCAUGAGGGGCGCGGGGACGAAGGACCGAACCCUCAUCCGCAUCAUGGUAUCACGCAGUGAGAUCGACCUUCUGGACAUCAGAGCCGAGUACAAGCGUCUGUACGGCAAGUCUCUGUACCACGACAUCACGGGAGACACUUCGGGGGAUUACCGGAAGAUCCUACUCAAGAUCUGUGGAGGCAAUGACUGAGCGCUACGGGGCUGCUCCUGUCCACCCGCUGGCAGAGUGGACACUGGCAGAAGGCUUAUGUGCCCCUCACUGUCCCCCCGAGCCACCCCGGCUGCCUGGCCCCUGUCCCGCUGGCCAGGCGAGCACUGUCUCAGGACUCCCCCGCCCCACCCGCGGCCCCUGCUGCCCACUUAGACGAGAGUAACUCACGCCGCCCCUUCCUCUUGUGGCCAAGUCGCGGCUUCAUUUCCGUCCUGCAAUUUUGUGUUUCUGUUGGGUCACUCUUUUCUAGUCACCAGGAGACAGAGGCAAGCAAUGUCUCUGCUGUGUCCACACGGGGCACAACGGGGGCGUGGCGUGGAUGGUGCUGGGUGGCGAGUGCCAGGCAGGCAGGAUCGCCACAACCACCGCUUUCCACAAGCACCGCCACCAGACAGCCACGAGUGCCCCCCUUGCUCCAUGCACAGCUGCCGCCAGCACCGGGCUCCGGCUACUUGGUAUGUGCCUUAAACGAGAAUGUUGAUCGCCAAAAGCCAUUUGUCAAUUAAAGGCAGCUGGUGCUGCAAAGUCCUGAAAACAUCCCUGAUGCAGCUUGUUUUCUUGUACAUGGUUCUGCCCCGUGGCAGAGAGAACCCGGCCUCCGUAGCCAGAGAAGCCGAUGCCCUUGAGUGUAUGUUUGUGCCCAGGAAAACAUCUCAGCAGCCUAUGGGGCCCCAUAGGCUAUCAGAACCUGGAAAUGCAGCCGUAGAAAUCCCGCAGGGUGCAGGGACCCAGGGAGGCAAGCGGGAAAGAGUGUCACCCUGGGACUGGCCGGAGGAGCCUGGUGAGAGGGAUGUGGGAAUGACAGCUGGGGUCAGGGAGAGUCAUCCAGAAAUACCUAAAAAUCCCUGCGUAGCUCAGACGCGAGCAACUUGCAGCAGUGAUCUCGUCAGAACCUAAUUAGUAAAAUUUUAGAAUUCCUAGAGCACGCGGGGCUGCUCUUGUGCCGAGCGACAUUAUAUUGUGU